GACACUCAACUUACACCCCUGAUCGCUGCAGUCAGCAAUCCGGCGGUGAACACUGCACACCUGUUCACACGUUCACACACUGAGUCGUGUAAGGUGUGUGUGUAUCGCUUGGUGCAUUCGGUGCAUCAUGUGUUGUACCCACUUGUUGCCAUGGUUACGGUCGUUUGGUUCCUUUUUGGUUUGUUUUGAUUUUAGUAGCGUUGCGUAUAAUUCACAAGCGCGAUGUGCGCAUGAUACGAUUGUUUUUAUAUUUGGUUAUUUUGCGGUUGCAUAUCAACUUCUGUUGUAACAUCUAAAAUGGAACAUCCUGAUGGAAACAGUGAAGAAAUUAAUAGUUCGCAUAAACCGACAACUACCGGUACUAUCACAAAGAUGCAAUUCAAAAUGAAGAACAGCAGUGAUGGAGUGUUGCUUAAAAUUCACCAUACGGUUUCUCAAAACGGACGUCUUUUAAGAAUUCGCUUUAUAAAUGCUUGUUUCAGUUAUGAAAACGAUAAGCUUUUUGCUAUCGAUCACAGAGGGAGCGUAUUCGUUUUUUGUUUGACGUCUUUUAAAUAUUGGAUAAUUGAGCAGCGCGGUAAUCAUGUCACUGCCAUUGAGCAUAUCCCUAAUACGAGCCAACUGCUGCUGGGAAAUAAAGAAGGACUUGUAGUGCUUGUUGAUUCCGAUACAGGCAACGAACUAAUGCGCUUAAAAGCUCACCAUACCCGAAUCGAACGGAUAUCCUUUCCAUCGUGGCUCGGAAAACAACACGAACAGCGGCAACAACCAAAUACACAAUCGAAUUCACGCCAAAAACAAGAAGCAGCGUACUUAGAAAAACCUGCCAGUUCAGCCGGUACUAAGGUCCAACAGAAAACUAAAUCGAGCAAAAACACCUUGGCACUGUUGUUUCUAGUAACGGCAGCCGGAUGCGCCAAAUUGUACGAUAUGCGAAAUUUCGUGGAAGUGCAUCAAUUGAAUUACGGGACAGUGGACCCAAUGGAGCAUAUCGAGCAGCUACAAUGGAUUCCAAGGACGAAUCUUCUGUUAGGUUGCGGACUGAAUGGUAUGCUCAGGCUCUGGAAGACCGAUUUCCAACUAGCCAAAGAGUUGAAUCUACGGAAGAUGAAAACCAACUACUUGAAAAAGUUUCAAAUGGAAACUAUUAUGUGCGAGGAGAGGGAACCGUCAAUCUGCGAAAGCCAAGAUGAAUCCAAGCGUGAAGUCGAGCGAGUAAUCCGAAGCAUGCCCACUGACGGCCGUACCAAAGGGUACGUGAAAUCAGCUCAAUUUACUCUUGGCGGAAAGUUUCUGCUGCUUAAUUGCAUGGACCACUCUUUGAUUAUACUCAGUUGUGAUUCAUGGCAGGUAUGCAAAAUUCUGGCACUUUCUAGUCUGUUCAUUACGCAUUUUGAAAUGGUACCCAUUGACCGGGAACAUCCUCCUCGCGCCAAAGCUCAGGAGUUCGUGAUGACGGCGAGAACCGUUGAGAGUGAUUUGCUGCUAAUGAAUUUGGAGAACGGUUCAAAAAGCUACAUAGUACACAGUCCGGAAAGCAAAUGCUAUAAAUUCCGUCUCUCCAACAAUGGCAAAAUGCUGGCCAACGUGCUGAAAAGCGGUGAAAUUUUGCUCCAUAAUUUGGAAUUCCAUUUGUGUGCCUUGAAAGCGCAUAAAUUACAACGGUCGGUGGCAGUAGUAGGCACACCGACAGGAAAAACACACCCGCGACCAUCGAAAAGAACUGCAAGUACCACUAGCAUCAUCCAACAACAACAACAACGAACGAUAGGAGAACCAGCAACGAAUAGUAAUUUGGCUACUCCUUCCAUUGCAUCAUUGUACACGGUUGUACCAUCAGCCACGGUUGCUUCUUCCGGUUCAACAUCGACCGGACAAAUAGUGUCCGUAUUCCGGAAGGAGAGUAAGCUUAAAAUAGAUAAGCGUUUGGAGGAGAUCCAUGAUAAGAUAUCGAAAACACUCGCUAAAAACAGGCUGCUGCCGAUAUUGAAAGAGUUCGGCGAAUAUCCGGAAAAGCAUCGGACGACCAUUUGGCGCACUCUGCUCGAGCUGCCACAUAAUGUCGAUUGCUUCAAUGCGUUGCUUCUGCAGGGACACCACUCUUGUGUGGCGGAUUACGAUCGCAAAUUUUCCACUUUCGGUGGACGGAUGGUUCGGAACAUGAAAAAAAUCGUGUCCUGCUUGGCUCACUGGUCAGCGGUUUUUGCACAGUGUGAUUUCGUGCCGUUUUUCGUUCAUCCAUUCGUUCGACUAUAUCAGAAUGACUCGCUUACGUGUUUCGAAACGGUUGCUACGGUGUUUCUAAACCACUGUCAGUUGUGGUUCGAGUUCGCUCCACUGGAACCGUUUAAUUAUUUGGGUAUGAUAGAGAACAUUCUCUGCGAGUACGAGCCGAAGCUGAUGAAUUUUUAUCGUUCGCGCCAUAUAUCUUCCCGAAUCUAUGGCCUGACGUUGAUGGAGACGGCUUUCGCGGGAAACUUCGAUGCCAAUCAAUGGGUCCGUCUAUGGGACCACAUGCUAUCGAACGAACCAUGGUUCAUGCUAUUUUUUAUUGUUGCUUACAACGCUGCCCACAGAACGACUAUCAUGAAUUGCUUGAAUGAAAAGGAUGUUGAAGGAUUUUUUCACGAGCCAUCGCUGAUAGACAUCAACAGACUGCUGAAAAGGACAUACGAUUUGGCCGAACGAUGUGCCGAGGGCAUCCAUCCGGCGUACUACAUGAAAUCGUUCGUAUCACUUAACGGCGCAGCGGUUUGCAACACUACUGCCAACGAGACCAAGUGCUCUAAUUUAGAGAGACGCUAUAAACCGACGCAAUGUUAUGAACCCAAUCAACUGCGAAAUCGUGAUGAGGAGAGCCCGGCCAGAAGCACGUAUAGCAAAUUCAGCAACUUUCCCAAACAGCUGGUCGAUAUUAGAACUGGCGAGAUGAAUUGCUUGAAAGCCGAACAGCAGCGAUUGGAAGCAAAAAUAGUGGAAAUGGAAAAGCUCGAGCACAUGUUGAAGGGCCGAAUGGUGGAAAAUCUGCUUCAAGAAGAGCACGAUAAACGGAUGAAAGAGGUAGAAAGGAAAUAUGAGGAAGCACUAACGAGCGAAGAGCAACGUAUCGACAUGCAACGAAGACUGCUGCUACUGCACAAGAGACAACUGCGAGAACGGGAAAAUGAAGUUUUGACAGAGUCCAGAAAUAUGCUGCUGCGGAAAAGUGCUGCUGCACGAGAAUGUGAGCUCGAAACUUUGCUGAAAACGCUGCAGCAAGAGAGACAUCGGGAGGAGAUUGAUCUCAUGUUCGCUGAGGAGGACAUGAAAUUACGGGAAAUGGAGCUGCAGGCUAAACGCUAUGAUACCAGCGCGAAAUUAGUGGACGAUCGAUCUCUGGAGCAGCGAUACCAGCAUGCAAUUCAACAGCUAGAGCACCAGAAGCAACGUUUUUACGAGGAUAUCGAACGGGUAUCUUAUUAUGAUUCCACUGGACGUCCUGCAGCAAGUAUGUACAAUGAAGAACGAAUAGAAGUAGAUUACUGCCAAACAACUCCAAGACAGUCGCAGCUCAAGGAUUACGAGCGAAAGAUUAAACAUCUGGAAACUCAAUUAGAAACUCUUCUGCACUCCCAAGACUAAAUGUAAGAAAAAUUAUUAUCCAAUUUGAAGCUACAUAUGUAAAACAUACUUUUUGCAAACUAUUUAGAAAUAUUUUUAGAGGUUUGCUAAAUUUCAAUAACGCUUUCCAAUAAACAACCCUUUAUCACUCACAUCCACAUACCACUACUGUUUGUUCACUGACACCUGUGAGAGGAAGCUUUCCUAGCACUGAUCCCGUCGUCGGUAGAGCAGAUGGUAAUUUUAAAAUUUGCAUUACAAAUCUGCCAAGUUGCACCACCGCUAGGGAAAACAUGAAAUCUAGGGUUUUGCAUUGUUUUAGAAUGGGCGACAGGGCCACCAACAAAACGAAGGAGUAAAAAGUGCCGUUCAUUCGAUACACUUCGUACGGUCACUAGCUGACAGGAGGGAACUAUGACACUGUAGGUACAUGAAGAAGCAGAUGCAGUUGCAUCAGAGGUUCUCGAGAUAUGCCAAUCAUGUGAGAAUGUUUAUGAAUAAAUAAAUAAAACGAAAUAUAUAA
This is a messenger RNA of Aedes albopictus (Asian tiger mosquito), 4123 nucleotides long. RefSeq names its product TBC1 domain family member 31. The record is from RefSeq and is a predicted model, not a curated record. Gene Ontology annotation, cellular component: centrosome. The transcript has 10 exons. Lineage: Eukaryota; Metazoa; Arthropoda; Insecta; Diptera; Culicidae. Gene Ontology annotation, molecular function: protein binding. Bases 298 to 3621 code for a protein of 1107 amino acids.